This is a messenger RNA of Prorocentrum cordatum, 1180 nucleotides long. NCBI's taxonomy places the organism in Eukaryota, Dinophyceae, Prorocentrales, Prorocentraceae. The record is from the annotation of a GenBank genome assembly.
ACCCAUGCGAACUCAUUCGGUAACCAGAAGAUCCGCUCAGAACUGCUCGCGGGCGAGAAGCUCAUGAGCAGGGCGCGCGAUCUGAUCGACACGACCGACGGCCUGAUGGGCGGAUUCAGCCGGACUUACAUGGCACAUGCAUGCCCGCGUCAUGAGGAUCGGGACUUGGCAAUGGCGAUCGGGUCGCACGACUGCAAGGUCGCGAAGCUCCUGGCGAAGCGCGGGAACAUCGAGUGCACGGGUGAGGACUACACGAGCCUCGACCAGAUCGCCCGGGACUUCACGCCCCAGAUGAAGACGCCCCAGGUGGCCGAGGAACUCGGCGUUAGCCUGGGGGGUGAGGAAGGGGCAGGCGCGCCGACACCUGCGUCGUCGGCGCCGUCGGCGGCCCAUGGCGCGGGCCCACUGACUGUGGAGCAGAUGAAGAGCUCCAAGUACAAGAUAGAAGCGAUGGGCGUCGUGAAAGGGGCGGUCGUCAGUUUAAAAGCGGGCGGCGGAAAUGAGGCAUGGGAGGUCACGGAUGCGACCGAGGCGACCGCGCACCUUGCCGACGCGCGCGCUGCUACUAGGCAGCGCGUGGGCGCCCGCGCCAUGGCGCCGAAGACGGUCGACAUCAACGCCGAGCUGGAGAAGAGGAUCAUGACGUUGCUGAGGGGUUUUAAGCGCCAGGUCGCCAUGCAGCCGCGCGGCGUGGACAUCGGCGGCUGGGGCGCCGACGUCGUCAUCGGCGCAUGCAUGCGCGCGGCGCGAGUCGCGCAUGACAAGCAUUGCGAGGUGCUCGCGGCCGUCGCGAUCUUGGAGCCCCCGACCGCGGUGCAUCUCACAGGCGACGCCAAGUACAAAAAAGGCGAGCUCACGCUGGCGGCGUCCAGCACCAGGUUCGUCACGAAGGCCGCUGGCGCGACCUGGACUGACAAGCCGACAUCGGCGGUCGACCUGGGAGCCGUCACGCUGCAGGGUGAUUGCAUGCCACCAUCGGCACUCAACGUCGCCAUCUUACCGCGCUUCGCUGCGGGCGAGAAGGCGAAGAAGCCGCGGGUGGCGCCGCGCUGGCAGGUCCCCAGUUCCUCCGACGACGGCAACGUGAAGCAGAGCGCCGCCGAGGUGGUCUUGACGGACAACGCUGGCACGCACAAGCUGAACGCGCCGUGCGCGGUGAACACCAAGGGGGCGAAGCCAG